GCCACAACAACAUGGCCACCGCUCCACCGGCAACAGUGGACGAGCCGGAAGUCAUGUUGUCUAAACGGGGAAGUGAUGUUGUACUUCUGGGUGAAAAGUCAGGAGUCGGCACCGUGAGGAAGUAGUCUAGAUAAUUCGGUCCUUUUUAUUUCUGGGCAUUUACAGCAAGUUAUCAUUGGAUUCAUCACCAAACCAGUAUGCCUGUUUGUAUUGUCAAUGGAUGUCCAUCAGGAGGUCGCCAGAAGGAGCAUGGCGUCAUCGUUCAUGUUUUCCCCAAAGACAAGAACAUGAUAAGGGCAUGGCUGAUUCAGACAGGACAAGAUUUUGGAGAUCUGGAGCAGUUUGUGAAUAAGGUUUAUGAGGGGAAAAAAACAGACAGCUACAGACUGUGCUCCAAACACUUUGCUCCUGAAUGUUACACGCAUUUGGACGGAUGGCGCAAAGUUUUGAGGAAAGAUGCUAUUCCCACCAUUUUCCAUCAUCCUGAUUUCCCGCCUAGCAGUUUAGGGCCCAAUGGAAAAAUUCCUGCUCGAAAAAGGCGCAAAGUUGACAGAGAUGCCCAUCUAGGACCACUUGGUUUUUGUGACCAUUGUGGACAGCAGUCAAUACGUCUCCCUAAAGUUGUCUCCGUUGGGGUUAACACAGAAUCAGUCAUUGUAAGAUGGGACAGGUCCACAAAUACCGAUCCAAAACUGAACACCAGGGCGGUUGCCGUAGAACAUAAAAUAAAGACAUAUCGCAAAAAAACACAGUGUAAUUUUCCCUUUAACAAAAACAAAACGAAACUUAAAGCUAGUGAUGGCAGCAAAAUACCACAUGCCAGUAGUGGUUCCAGUGCAAAAGUACAUGCCCAGGGUGGCAACGUGGCACCACCUCACGGUUCUCUUUCAACGAACCGCACCCUAAAAGUUUUACCCUCUCUUCUAGUAGAAAAAGGUGUCAGUUUGCAGAAUGUCAUCGCAGAAAGGACCCCUGCUUUUGGAACACAGAGUUGCACUUCCCAAAAUGACCUUAAACCCACACUUCAUGCCUCAAAUGUGGACUCUUCCAGAGUUGAUGAGAUUAUUGAAGCCCACCACAAAAAAUAUAACCCCAAGCAAGGCAUCGGUUUGUAUCCAGAGGUUAUGAAUCGAAAUUCGAUGAGUGAAAGAAAAUUUAUUGUUUCUGAAUCGUGCCUGGAUGCCCUAAUCACAAUGGUGUCCUGCAAGGGGCCUGGCCCCUGUGGGAAGCCCAUUGUCAAAAUCUUCAAAAAAAGAGUUGGAACCUUUGUUAGUGUCUAUGUCACCUGUGCAGACAACCACCGUACACAUUUGUGGGAAAGCCAACCAAAAAAAGGCAACAUUCCUGUAGGGAAUCUCGCUCUUUCAGCAUCGGUUUUAUUCAGUGGCUCCACCUUUAGGCAGGUACACAAUUUGUUCUACCUUAUGGGCCUUGAAUGCAUCCGAAAAUCUACCUAUCACAAAUAUCAAAAAAAAUAUUUAUUUCCGACAGUCCGACACCAUUGGAAGAAAGACCAGGCAAAAAGUCUUUCAGUUUUAGGCAACUCUCCAGUAUGUAUUGUUGGUGAUGGACAGAGUGACGGCCCAGGCCGCAAUACCAGAUACAGUCUGUACACAUUAAUGGAUGCAUCCACAAAGAAAAUACUUAACUUCCGGGUUGAACAGAUGCGGCCAGGCCUUUUAUCUGCCCGCUUGGAGAAAGAAGCCUUUCAGAAAUCCUUGGAAAAACUUCAGAAGAAAAAAGUCCACAUCAAAAUCAUAUGUACUGACAAAUGUGCAGGCAUUAGAAAAAUGAUCAAAACUCAUUAUAGCCCUAUGGUGCACCAGUUAGAUGUGUGGCAUGUGGCCAAAUCCAUAGGGGCAAAGGUUCUGUCUGCAAGCAAAAGAAAAUCUUGUGGUGACCUGAGUGCAUGGGUGAGCGCUGUUAGAGAUCACUUGUGGUGGUCUGCUAGCACAUGCGAUAACAAUGCAGAACUUUUUCUCGAAAAGUGGAACUCGUUGCUAAACCAUACCGCAAAUGAGCACACUUGGUCUGGCAACAAACUGUACCACCAAUGUGAGCACAAUUCUGUAGAACAACAUAGGUGGAGGAGGUGGCUUCCCUGGGGAAGUACGGCCCACAACUCUCUUCGAGAAAUUGUGCUCAAUCCAAGCUUGCAAGAUGACCUAAAGCACCUCUUCACCUUUUGUCACCCAACCGACAUAGAACUGUUUCAUAGCGCAAUUUCAAAGUACCGUCCAAGGAGAGGUGAUUUUGUCAAGGACAGUGUGAAGGCCAGGAUUCGAUUAGCAAGUCUACACCACAACUUUAACAUUCACAGAGUCCAGCAUGAAGUGCGGAAAACCACCAUAAGAUCAGCAACCCAAAAGCGUCUGGCUGUGUGCAGCAAAGAUCGAAAGCACCAGUUCCUGUGUGCGGUUUAUGAACCAAGCAAUCAAAGUUUCUUACUGGAAAUUAUGAAGGAUGUUUUGGAACUGGCAGAUGGGAAACAAAAGCUCUAGAUGUACAGAGAGGAAAGGUUCCAGAAAACCCGCUGAUGGGACUUUUGCUUUUGACCACAUGUCUAUCUAGAUGGAACAUAACAUCAGUAUUUUGGUGUAUUAUCUUCGGUCCGUUUAUUGAAAAGAACUCAGUAUUUCAUUUUGAUAUUGUUGUUUUUUUAUAUUAUAUAUAUUUUGUAAAAAAAAAUUAGGUAUAAUUUGUAAUAGUUUUCCCAAAAACCGCUCAUUAUGUACCAAAAAAAAUAAUCAGAUUGGAGUUGAGAUCUAGACCCUACCAAACGGAUAGAAGCUGGUCCUGACACCAGUGAACAAUGCUUGAGCCUGAGCACUUACUUUCCAUUAUUACUAAGGGAUUUAAAGAAACGAUUAAAUGCAAGCCAAGAUGGUGCACGUAUUCUGAUUGGAUUUGAGGUGUCCAGCUACCUGUUCUCAUGAAAGUCGCUUCUGGGACAAAUGUUUAAAGGAGAUCUGUCAGGAGAUUCAUAUGCCCAAACCACAGGCAGCAUGCAGACCCAAUAGGCUCCAUCAUAAGAGACAGAUAUGCUGCGCCAUUUCAGAUACAGCAUAGUUGUGGAGCUAGAUAAUGGAGAAAAGAGUCAUGACGCAGGCUCAGCUUCAUUGACAGGUCUCUUCCCAUUUCUGCAUUGGGAUACACAGUGAGGAGAAGCCAUUGGGGAGCCACCCCUGAGACUCAUUUUAAAAGUGUUCUCUAAUACUCUGCAGCAUUUCACGAUACACACAGCUGUCUCUGAGGGAGCCUGUUUGGAUUUCAUGCUACCCAUGCGACUCUUCUGACAGGUUCCCUUUAAAGGGGUUCUCCAGGGUUUAUAUUUUGAUGACCCAAUAUGAAAUUGGUGGGAUACUGCCGAUCAGCUGUUUGAGAAGGCCACAGUGCUCCUGUGAGUGCCAUGACCUUCUCGCAGCUUACCAAGCAAUGGAGCUGUAUAUUGUAUAGCGGCUGUGCUUUCUGUUGCAGCUCAGCCCCAUUCUCUUGAAUGAAACGGAGCUGGGCCUAAGCCAUGUGACCAAUGAACAUGACUUCACUGGCCUGGUGGUCCGCAGCCUCUUCAUAGAGCUGAUUGGCGAGGGUUCUGGGCAGGGUGGAUUUGAUUUAAAUCAAACCGAUU
Messenger RNA from Bufo gargarizans (Asiatic toad), 3628 nucleotides. RefSeq lists its product as uncharacterized. The record is from RefSeq and is a predicted model, not a curated record. NCBI's taxonomy places the organism in Eukaryota, Metazoa, Chordata, Amphibia, Anura, Bufonidae. Bases 198 to 2501 code for a protein of 767 amino acids. The transcript has 3 exons.